Molecule: messenger RNA, 1485 nt
Organism: Budorcas taxicolor (takin)
Lineage: Eukaryota; Metazoa; Chordata; Mammalia; Artiodactyla; Bovidae
Gene: FGB
Product: fibrinogen beta chain
Exons: 9
Coding region: 1-1485 (494 amino acids)
Biological process (GO): platelet activation; protein polymerization; blood coagulation
Cellular component (GO): fibrinogen complex
Molecular function (GO): signaling receptor binding
Source: RefSeq, a predicted model, not a curated record
AUGAUUUCUUGGAACUUCCAAAAAUUUAAAACCAUGAAACAUCUAUUACUGCUACUUUUGUGUGCUUUUAUAGUUCAGGCCGGAUAUCUUGACUAUGAUGAGGUAGACGAUAACAGAGCUAAGUUACCUUUGGAUGCCCGCGGUCAUCGGCCCUAUGACAAGAGAAGGGAAGAGGCCCCCAGCCUGAGACCUGUGCCCCCUCCCAUCAGCGGAGGUGGCUAUCGGCCUCGUCCCGUCACAGAAACUGCGCGCCAGAAGAAAGUGGAGAGAAAGCCCCCUGAUGCUGAUGGCUGCCUGCACGCGGACCCGGACCUGGGUGUGUUGUGUCCUACAGGAUGUCAGUUGCAAGAUACUUUGGUAAAACAGGAAAGACCAAUCCGAAAGAGUGUAGAAGAUUUACGUAAUAAUGUGGAGUCUGUUUCCCAGACCUCUUCUUCCACCUUUGAAUAUAUAACUCAGCUAAAAAACAUAUGGAAACAAAGGCAGAAUCAAGUAAAAGAUAAUGAAAAUGUAGUAAACGAGUACUCCUCACAUCUGGAAAAGCACCAGUUAUAUAUACAUGAGACUGUGAACAGUAAUAUCCCAACUAAGCUUCGUGUGCUCCGUUCAAUUCUGGAAGAUUUGAGAAGCAAAAUACAAAAAUUAGAAUCGGAUGUCUCAACUCAGAUGGAAUACUGCCGCACCCCAUGUACUGUGACUUGCAAUAUUCCUGUGGUGUCUGGCAAAGAAUGUGAGGAAAUCAUCAGGAAUGGAGGUGAAACAUCUGAAAUGUACCUCAUUCAGCCUGAGGAUUCUAGCAAACCAUAUAGAGUAUACUGUGAUAUGAAAACAGAAAAAGGAGGAUGGACAGUAAUUCAGAACCGUCAAGAUGGUAGUGUUGACUUUGGCAGGAAAUGGGAUCCAUAUAAACAAGGAUUUGGAAAUAUUGCAACCAAUGCAGAAGGGAAAAAAUACUGUGGUAUACCAGGUGAGUAUUGGCUUGGAAAUGACAAAAUUAGCCAGCUUACCAAUAUGGGACCCACAAAGCUUUUGAUUGAAAUGGAGGACUGGAAAGGCGAUAAGGUGAUGGCAAUCUACGAAGGAUUUACUGUACAGAAUGAGGCCAACAAAUAUCAGCUCUCAGUGAGCAAAUACAAAGGAACAGCUGGCAAUGCCCUCAUAGAAGGGGCUUCUCAACUGGUUGGAGAAAACCGGACCAUGACCAUCCACAACAGCAUGUUCUUCAGCACGUACGACAGAGACAACGACGGCUGGAAAACUACAGAUCCCACAAAGCAGUGUUCUAAAGAGGAUGGUGGUGGAUGGUGGUAUAACCGAUGUCACGCAGCCAAUCCCAAUGGCAGAUACUACUGGGGUGGAGCGUACACCUGGGACAUGGCAAAGCACGGCACAGACGAUGGAGUGGUGUGGAUGAACUGGCAGGGCUCCUGGUACUCGAUGAAGAAGAUGUCCAUGAAGAUCAGGCCUUACUUCCCAGAGCAAUAG